UAGCAGGAAUUCGUAUUCCCCUGGUAGCAGUCACACAGGUCAAAACACAAUUGUCAUUCAAAAACUUUUUUAAUUACUCCGAAAAUAAAGCCAAGAAAUGGAUGAUAGUUGGUGGGCGACCAAUCUUAAGGCUUUGAAAUCGAAAGCCAAGCGCCUUGAGGCGCUGACAAGGAUGAACACGGCGGUCAGCAAGCAUUCGGCCCUUCCGCGCCAAAUAAUCAGACGUCUGAUGGCCACAUCCGAACUGUACGAAUGUGCCACGGUGGAUGACACCAAGGAUCCUUCCGUAGAUGUGGCCGUGGAGUUGCUGGGCCACUGCGUGCACCAACUCCCGGUGGACACCGCUGACGACCAACUGCCCGGUCUUCUGGGUCGCAGCCUGUCCCAUCCAAAUCCCGCCCUGCGUUUCGUGGUGCUAAACAGUUUGCUGAAGGAACUGCGUCGCCAGCUUAAUGCCGGGCAGCUGCACACGCUGCCAGACAACGAGCUGGUCCUUCUCAUCCUGGACGAAUUGAAGCAACCAGAAACGGAGGGCAGCUCCAUCGCCAUCGCUAUUCUGUCCAUUGUGCUCGGCCAGCGUGUCAACGAAGCUGUCGUUCAGGCAAAGCUAGUGCAACUGCUGCAGCAGAACGAAGUCGUGCGCUGUCGCGCCUACGAACUGGGCGUGUCCCUGGCCAAGAGCAGUGCCUCCGUCCUCAGCGCCGUUGAGUUUAUUCUGGAUGCAGCGCUCAGCGAGCUGGAUAACGAUGAUGUCCUGCUGCAGGCCAGCGUGAUGGAGGUCCUGGUGCCGUUGGCCGAACAGAAUCAUGGCCUCUCCUAUAUGGAGAGGCGUCGCGUCUUUGAUAUCAUAAGUACGCGUGUGCAGCGCAUUGAAGAGAAUCCGUUGGACGCACUACUUAUUCCCAGCAUCAUGAAGUUUUUCGGCAAGAUUGCUGCUGUGCAGCCGCAGAAGAUCAUCACCGGCUAUCCACACAUGCUGGCCUGCCUGUUCCAGCAGCUGCAGUCGGAGGACGAAAAUAUUCUGCCCACAGCCAUGGACACGUUGGCCAAUUUGGCUAGCACGCCGCAGGGAAAGGUGCUGCUGCACCUGCAUUUUAGCACAGCCAUGCUGGAGACAUUCAAGAAGUACGGCUCGUACACCAAAAAGCUAUCGGCGGCCCUUAAGGAGCGGCUGCUCAACUCGUUGGAUGUAAUUUACAGUGUGGAGAUAAAGCCCACAAAAGAGAUUGAUGGCAUCUUAAAAUCCUGGUUCGAAAGCUUUACUGGAGGAGCACAGGUCAAUAUCAUCAUGGAUCUGAUCAACACGCCAUUUCCUGACCUCCAAUUGGCCGCAUUGGCCCUGCUAAAGACCAUGUGCAGGCUGUACAGCUGGGCCAUUGUGGCUCUGAAAAACACCGGCGGAGCCAUUGAGUUUCUGCUCUCGCGGCAGAAGGAUCUGCACAGGGAGGUCAAGUUCCUCAAGUGGGAGAUCCUGGACAUGCUGGCCGUCAGCGCUGAGUUCACGCCCACCGAAACCGUGCGCUUCACGGCGUAUGUUAACGAGGGACCCUUCCACAUCCAGGCGGACCUUAAUAUCGCCACCGAACCGCAGGGCAACGCCUAGAUGCCCCUCAGAUUUCAAAUUGAAUGUACAGCGAUGGGUUCAACUAACAUCUGAAUAUGUAUUUAUAGAAUUACCAUAAGAUUUAACUAGUAGAUCACAUCUAACAAUGCCCCAUGGGCCAGGUCAGUUGAUGGGGAUGCAACAAAUAGUCAGAAAAUUCGUUGGACAAUUGUAAUAAGUUUUCCUUAAAAUCGUCGGGUAAAAUAUAUCAAAUUUUAAAUUAUAUCAACUUAAAUGAAGAAAAUUAAAUGUCUUCUCCUUGAGUUCGAAUUCCAA
Drosophila ficusphila is the source of this 1879-nucleotide messenger RNA. RefSeq names its product 26S proteasome non-ATPase regulatory subunit 5. Bases 98 to 1603 code for a protein of 501 amino acids. The transcript is spliced from 2 exons. Gene Ontology annotation, biological process: proteasome assembly. Lineage: Eukaryota; Metazoa; Arthropoda; Insecta; Diptera; Drosophilidae. Gene Ontology annotation, cellular component: cytosol. The record is from RefSeq and is a predicted model, not a curated record.